This is a messenger RNA of Dryobates pubescens (Downy woodpecker), 1836 nucleotides long. RefSeq names its product SH3 domain binding glutamate rich protein like (gene SH3BGRL). Gene Ontology annotation, cellular component: cytoplasm. Bases 91 to 435 code for a protein of 114 amino acids. The record is from RefSeq and is a predicted model, not a curated record. NCBI's taxonomy places the organism in Eukaryota, Metazoa, Chordata, Aves, Piciformes, Picidae. The transcript is spliced from 5 exons.
UCCAGCCCGCUCCUCGCCGCGCUUCCCGCACACACCCACCCAUCCACCCGCCCGGCUCCGCAUCCUGCCGCCGUCGCCUCGUCUCCCAGCAUGGUCAUCAAGGUCUACAUCGCCUCGUCCUCCGGCUCCACAGCGAUUAAAAAGCAGCAACAAGACGUGCUAGGCUUCUUGGAAGCCAACAAAAUUGAGUUUGAGGAAAAGGAUAUCGCUGCCAACGAGGAGAAUCGGAAAUGGAUGCGGGAGAACGUCCCUGAGGACAGCCGGCCGGCGAGCGGCAACCCCCUGCCGCCCCGGCUCUUCAACGACAGCCGCUACCUGGGGGACUACGAAGCGUUCUUUGAGGCACGAGAGAACAACGCCGUGUAUGCGUUCCUAGGCUUGACUGCACCACCUGGUUCCAAGGAGGCCGAAGCGCUGGCGAAGCAGCAAGCGUGAAUCCCGACUGCCUUAACUGUUCUGUAAAGGGAAUCUCCACAGCUUUUUUUAUAAGAUAGUACAAUUGUCUCUGCUUCAAGAAAUAUAGAUGUGAUUUCUAACGUUUGAUUGGUGCUUGCAGCAUUCACCCUGCCACACAGAUCGGAACAUGAGAUGCAAAUGUGACCGGACAGGUAGAGAGCACGGAGUGUAUUGUUACGGAGGUGGAAGCAAUUAGACACAAACCAUUUCCAGGUAGUUGCAACUGUCUUGGCAAUUUGUCCCAUUUUGGGUAGACUCCCAAGAAGCUGGUUUAGUGCUAAUAGCACAGCUGGGCUUGCACCUUGAGAUCCAGCUGUUUCAACCAGAGGAAACGAGCAACAGCGUCUGAAGCCUAAAAACUUGGUGCCUGAGCUGCCUCAAAGCUGUUCCCGAAUUCCACAGUAAUCCGUGUCCUUGCUGGUUUCAGGUGAAGAGGUGGGUGGGGUGGUGUAGUGUAGCUGUUGUAGUCACUGCUGGAAGUUGUGUUUGUUCUUUUGUAGAAUGGUUAUUUAAGAUUUGUCUCGUACCAGGCUGUACAGGUGACACACCCCCAGUGGUGCCCUGUGUUUCUCACCCAAGUGAUCCAUCCGCCUUCUUUCCACAAAGAAAAAGGGAUCUGGGCAGCGGAGAACCUUUCCCUUGGCAAAGUUCAUCACCCAGCUGCCUCAGCACCACUCGACUGCAGCCUGUGUGCCAGCCUCGGUGCACCCCUGUGGCGCAGGUGCUGCUUCCCAGGCGAUGUUGCAAACGAGCCAAAGGGGCGGGAGUGGCAUUUCCUUACCUGUGGAAGGGUGCAAGCCUUCCCUGUAGUCCUCUGCAGAACUCCCUGUUCACUCUGCUUAGAGCAUUAGGCAUCUUCCUGCAUGUUCACACAGCCCUUAGAUUCAUAGAGUAUUUUUUCAAGCCAAGAGAGAAACGUUGGGAUAGCAAGAGCUUAUUGUCAUUAAGCAAGACUUUUUGGGCUGGGGGGCUUUAGGGUUUUUUAAGGUUUGAAAAACUUCUUUCCAUUGUUCUUGCCAUGCCAUGAAGCUCUUACAGGAACUGAGAAUCCUUUCAAGUGAAUUGUGUUGGUGAACUUACCACGUGCAAUAUGAACCUCUCUGUUCUCCCAGUGCUCAGAGAACCACAGAAUGCUUUAGGUUGGCAGGGACCCUUCAAAGGUCAUCUAGUCCAACCCCCUUGCAGUCAGCAGGGACAUCUUCAACUACAGCAGGCUGCUCAGAGCCUUAUCCAACCUGACCUGAAAUGUUUCCAGGUAUGGGGAACCUACCACCUCUCUGGGCAACCUGGGCCAGUGUCUCACCACCCUCAGUGGUAUCCUUGUAUCCAGUGGUAUUCUUGUAUCCAGUCCAAAUCUUCCUCUUUUAGCUAAAACUGUCA